CAGCAACAACAACAACAACAACAACAGCAACAACAACAACAACAACAACAACAACAACAACAACAACAACAACAACAACAACAACAACAACAACAACAACAACAGCAACAACAACAACAACAACAACAACAACAACAACAACAACAACAACAACAACAACAACAACAACAACAACAACAACAACAACAACAACAACAACAACAACAACAACAACAACAACAACAACAACAACAACAACAACAACAACAACAACAACAACAACAACAACAACAACAACAACAACAGCAACAACAACAACAUCAACAACAACAACAUCAACAGCAACAACAACAACAACAACAACAACAACAACAACAAUAACAACAACAACAACAACAACAAUAACAACAACAACAACAACAACAACAACAACAACAACAACAACAACAACAACAACAACAACAACAACAACAACAACAACAACAACAACAACAACAACAACAACAACAACAACAACAACAACAACAACAACAACAACAACAACAACAACAACAACAACAACAACAACAACAACAACAACAACAACAACAACACCAACAA
Messenger RNA from Sabethes cyaneus, 579 nucleotides. RefSeq lists its product as uncharacterized. The record is from RefSeq and is a predicted model, not a curated record. The annotation marks the transcript as partial. Lineage: Eukaryota; Metazoa; Arthropoda; Insecta; Diptera; Culicidae. The transcript has a single exon.